Molecule: messenger RNA, 1279 nt
Organism: Macrosteles quadrilineatus (aster leafhopper)
Lineage: Eukaryota; Metazoa; Arthropoda; Insecta; Hemiptera; Cicadellidae
Product: keratin, type II cytoskeletal 2 epidermal-like
Exons: 4
Coding region: 80-1180 (366 amino acids)
Cellular component (GO): extracellular matrix
Source: RefSeq, a predicted model, not a curated record
GUAUCAUCGUCAGAUACUCGUGUAUAUAAUCAGCUGUACAACAGUCACACUCUCACAACAUCCUCCUCAUCCUCCCGUCAUGGCAGUGAUACCAUUAGUGCUGGUGAGUCUUGCUGCAUUGGCAGUAGCAGAGCCCCCCGUUCCCCAGGGUCUGUCUGCCCAAUAUGGGGUACCAGGAAGGUUUGGAGGCGGUUCCGGACAAGGAGGAUACCCAUCCGGCGGCCCGGGAUCCGUUGGAGGCCAGGGAGGAUACCCAUCCGGCGGCCCGGGAUCCGUUGGAGGCCAAGGAGGAUACCCAUCUGGUGGUCCGGGGUCCGUUGGAGGCCAAGGAGGAUACCAAUCCGGCGGUCCAGGCUCCGUUGGAGGCCAAGGAGGAUACCCAUCCGGCGGUCCGGGCUCCGUUGGAGGCCAAGGAGGAUUUCAAGGAGGUCUCGGUGGCUUCGGCAGUGGUGGAGGCUUUGGAAAUGGAGGGGAAGGAAAUGAAGAGCCAGCUAACUACGAAUUCAACUACGACGUCGACGCUCCAGAGUACAACGUCAAGUUCGGUCACCAGGAGUCGAGACAGGGUGACGUAGCUCAGGGCAAAUACUACGUGCUGCUACCUGACGGUCGUACCCAGGUGGUAGACUACAUUGCUGACCAGGAUGGAUUCAGGCCCAAGAUUAGCUACGAAGAGGGUUAUGGAAGUGGAGGACCUGGUGGUGCAGGAUCUCUUGGAGGUGCUGGUGGAUACCCUAGUGGUGGCCCAGGUUCUCUUGGAGGUGCAGGUGGAUACUCAAGUGGUGGCCCAGGAUCUCUCGGAGGUGCAGGAUCUCUUGGAGGUGCUGGCGGAUACUCAAGUGGUGGCCCAGGAUCUCUUGGAGGUGCUGGCGGAUACUCAAGUGGUGGCCCAGGAUCUCUUGGAGGUGCGGGUGGAUACCCAAGUGGUGGUCCAGGAUCUCUUGGAGGAGCUGGAGGAUACUCAAGUGGUGGUCCAGGAUCUCUUGGAGGUGCGGGUGGAUACCCAAGUGGUGGCCCAGGAUCUCUUGGAGGCGCUGGUGGAUACUCAAGUGGUGGUCCAGGAUCUCUUGGAGGCGCUGGUGGAUACCCAAGUGGUGGUCCAGGAUCUCUUGGAGGUGCGGGCGGAUACUCAAGUGGUGGCCCAGGAUCUCUUGGAGGUGCAGGAGGUUACAGAAGAUAGUUGCAGAUUUCAACGUAGUAAAACUUUUAAUUUGUAUUUAAAAUGUAUUUAUUGUAUAUGUGAUUUUAUUUUAUUUAAUAAAUUAUUUGCAUGGCUUAA